Somion occarium is the source of this 725-nucleotide messenger RNA. Lineage: Eukaryota; Fungi; Basidiomycota; Agaricomycetes; Polyporales; Cerrenaceae. The record is from the annotation of a GenBank genome assembly.
AGGGUGCUUUUAGCUCUGAUCACAAGCAUACCAUCAUCUAUCUAUGACAGCUUCGCUAGCGUCAUGCACCAACAUACACGAAGCAAUCUUGCUCUCACACGUACCAGUUCCGAUGGGAUUGUAUUCAUCUAUACCACCUACGGACAAAUCUAUCGCCGCCGCUUCCGUUCUUUCUGUCCUUCUAAUUUCCCCACACUGUUCCCCACAAUGUCGGACUUGGGUUCCGUCGUUGUGUCUACAAGUUGAUGGAUUGCUGGUCAUCCCUUGUUUCUUGCAUUGCUUUGUCUUUGCUAUCUUGGGUGCUUCAGGCGAGCUGCUGAGAAGACUUUACGUGACGCUGACAUUAGAUAGCAUACGCGUCUUGGUUGUGAGACCCGUCGUUGUCAAUCCGUUUCUUGCGCAAGGUCCUGGUAGCGAUCGGAUGCUUCGCGUCAAUAAUGCAAGACGCCGCAUCGUGAAGUUGUCGUCGAUCCUGGAAUAUCGCCAGCUCACACCGAUAGCCUCCGGAGCCGCACGCUUACAAAAACGCUUGUCCUCGUUCCGUUAUCGGGCAGUUGUUUGUUUUAGUGGUCUCCUGUCAGAGACAAUGUACAGGACACUCACCCACAGGCCCCUUUCCCCCGAUGGAUUGAUCUAGAGACUAUGAGUGUAACGUCCAGCGGGAAGGACGGUCUUGCGUCGCCGGAACUCAGUCUGUAAACUAGGUCUCGCCUUUUGUUUCGAUU